AUGGUGGACGAAAGAAGCGUGCUGCUUUGUCGAGACUUUUCUUCGAAAAUCUAUAGCUUUUUCUCUCGUUACUCAAAAGUUCCACUAUGGCAGAGUACGUUCAGCAAAAUCUCGAGGGUAUGUUGCCAGAACUUGAGGAAAUGGAGCGAAUGGGAGUGUUUUCAAGUGAUGAAAUCAGGACCAUUGUACGUAAGAGACGAGACUAUGAAUACCGUCUGCAAAAAAGAAUCGUUCAGAAGUCAGACUUCUUAAGAUAUAUGCAGUAUGAAAUUAACCUGGAUAUGUUGAAGAAAAAGAGGAAGUCGAGACUUGGCAUAAAAAGGAAUUUACAAGCAGAAUAUGCAACAAUGAAAAAAAUUCACAAUCUGUUUCAGAAUGCCUUAAAGAAGUUUGUGGGAGACAUCAAGCUCUGGAUCCAGUACAUUGAAUUUUGCAAACACAUGGGAAGUUUAAAAAUUCUUGGAAAAGUGUUUGCAAAACUCUUGCAAUAUCAUCCAGACAAGCCAAGUCUGUGGAUAAUGGCAGCAAAGUGGGAGUUUGAAGAAAACAAGAACAUUCCUAACAGCAGAUCUUUAUUACAAAGAGGUUUGAGGGUAAACUCUUCUUCUCAGCAACUAUGGCUGGAGUAUUUCAGAAUGGAACUUCUUCAUGUGGAAAAAAUUCAUAAUAGAAGAAAAGUUCUUGGAAUGAGUGGAGGAGAAGAUUCCCAGGAAGAAGAAGUGACUGCAGAAUUUCUUGCUGGAAAAGUUCCUGAAAUUGUCUACAAAAAGGCAAUAGAGGCUGUGCCAGAUGAUAUAAAGUUCCGAAUAUCCUUUAUAGAAAUUUAUCGCCUCUUUGAAAACACGGAACAUGGCUGUGAUAUGAUAUAUGAAAGCUUAAUAAAACAUUUUCCUGAAUCUGAGGAGGUGUGGAAUUUGGUAGCACGUCGAGCCAUUGAUGAAGCAAAAGCUAAAGUAAAGAAAGGAACAGCUGUUAUUACAGAUAGCCAGUGGUCAGAGCUUCUGGUGGAAAUGAACAAGUUGUUUCACCAGGCAGUAGGACAAGUUCAAACUGAUAAAAUGUGGGAGUUAUAUAUUACUACCUGUAUGGAGCUACUUACUGAUUCUUCUCUCGAGCAAGCUAAAGAGCAACAAGAGCAAAAUGUUUUGUGCUUAUUUUCUGAGGCUGGAAAAGCUAAUUGUGUCAGUGAGGAUCUCUACAAAACAUGGGUUGACCUCCUGCUUCAAAGAGAUCAGUCAAAGAAAGCCUUAUUGGUUUGUAAAAAGGCAACUAAACAUUUUAAAACAUCAGCGAGUUUGUGGAGCAAGUACUUGAGACUUAAACUGCUGAACAAGGGCAAAAUAAAGGACAUUCAAAAUGAAUUUUCUACAGCUCUGCAGUGCGUAGAUUCCAAGGAUUCGUUAUUUCUUUGGAAUCUCUGGAUUGAGUGGUGUAUUGAAAAUAAUCCGGAUGAGGUGGAAUCUGUCUUUGAACUGUCAUUGCAAUCCUGUGCUGACGUACAGAUCGAAACGAAAUACAAAUAUGUCGAGUGGACCUCGAGCACCAAAGGGAUCAAGAAAGCGAGGAAACUCUACAAAAGACUGAUUCAAGAGCGACCUUAUACAAUGUCUUUCUUUCGAAAGUGUAUCGACCUUGAGUUAACACAGGUUGAGCCGAGUGCGAAGCGUAUUCGUGAUUUGUAUGAAGCAGCCGUAGAUCAGUUUGGUUCUUCUUCUCCUGAUUUGUGGGUGGAUUAUAUUCGCCUGGAACUCCUACACCCUGGUGGAAAGCCAGACAAUGUAGGUCAGCUGUACUGGCGAGCCACCAAGACACUCGACGGUAAAUUCACGGAGGAAUUUGUGGGACUGUACUCGUUGCUGCAGGCGGGGCGAGUUUAAAUCCAAAUCAAGAUGUUUCUUCAUACUUCUAACAUUGAGAAUUAUUUUAGGAUUGCAAUGAUGGAGUUAGUCUCUUUCCCUUGAGUAGCAUCGGGACUGAAGUGUUGAAGGCUUAGGCCUCUUAGGGAACAAAGGCGAUCGAUAUUUUGUGGGGAAAAAACCGGAAUUCUCUUCCAGAAAAAAAUAUGAUAGAAAACGUUUAUGUUUUUAAACAUAAUUAAAAAUUAAAUUAUGGAGUAAUUUUAUUUGUGUAGUUGUGAAGUCUUCAAUUAUAGCCAUCGCGGCUUUUCCAUUCAGACAUAGUUUGAUUUAUGAGGCGAAUUCCAGUUUUAUGACUGUUCGUGGUGCCAGGGCUUGCACCUGUUGUAAUGAAGUUAACCAAAAACAAUAAUUUUGUGUUAAACUUGAAUCAGAAAAAUAUGUAUUUUUUUCGUUAAGAUAGACAAACACAAACGAGGUAAUUAUAAACCAAGAGGGAACAAAAAAAGGAAAAGGUCGAGAUGACUAACAUGAAUUGCUAAUAACGAUCUCGAAAAAUUCAGACCAAGUGCCUAAUAGUGAAGAAUUCUCGACGGAACUCUCAUAACGAGUAACUGAAAUAGGAGUGGUAGUUUGAUCUUUUUAACUUUGUAUUAAAACUGGGAGUCAGCAGUAGACACUCCACGGGGUGGCUUUUCUUGUCCACUGUUUCCACGUCGAAUUGGAAUUUAGAAUGUUAGAAUGUUCUGUUUUUACGCAAUUUUCCCGUUUCUCGUUUAACCCGUAUCAAUCGUAUUGUUAUCGUCUUCCAUCAUCCUGGUUGCUCUCGUGUCUGAGUACGACAUCUGUUACUCGGCAUCUCCAAGUAAUUAACUAAUACAGUUAUCGAAGUAAUUAACCAGUAUUACCGAGAAAGGUUGAACGUCUAGGACUCUUCGCCGUCCUUACGCUAUUGAUGUUUCAUUUGUGGUAAAGAAGAUUCUUUUUAGCUGA
Molecule: messenger RNA, 2849 nt
Organism: Pocillopora damicornis (cauliflower coral)
Lineage: Eukaryota; Metazoa; Cnidaria; Anthozoa; Scleractinia; Pocilloporidae
Product: U3 small nucleolar RNA-associated protein 6 homolog
Biological process (GO): maturation of SSU-rRNA from tricistronic rRNA transcript (SSU-rRNA, 5.8S rRNA, LSU-rRNA)
Cellular component (GO): Pwp2p-containing subcomplex of 90S preribosome; small-subunit processome
Molecular function (GO): snoRNA binding; protein binding
Source: RefSeq, a predicted model, not a curated record